GCCAGCACACACAGGAAGAGAGAAAGAGAGAAAGAGAGAAAGCGGAAAACUUCAGCUGAUCUCCUCAUGGCUGUUCUUACGAUCUGAGGACUUUACCAUGACGCGCCAGGACUUUAUAUCAAUCAUCAGAGGAGUUCAUGACAGCUCUUUAGAUUGACAGCGUGGAUCUUUAGGUUUAGAGAUUUCACGCGUGGUUUGUUUAUUCGCGAUCGAGACAAACUUGCGCCAAAACGCGCGUGCGGACGCGGAGACUUGUGCGCGGAGAUCAGCGCGGGCGCGUAUUGAGUCGCGAAAGGUACGAGACUCGCACGCUUCUGUGAUCCGGACUUUAGGGUUCAAACUUCCCUCCUUUUCCUUUGUGCUGGAGGACAAGCGCAGGCCGGUGGCGCGCAGCAGCACCAGGCCGCGGGUUAAGACGCCCUGAGCGGGCGUUCGAGGAAUAGAAGUGAUUUUACAGAACAAAAAUGGAUCCAAACUCAGCAUCUGCUGGUGCUCCCAAAAGUGGGAAAGACAAGGAGAAGAAAAGCAAGAAGAACUAUGACGAAGGAGACGGAAAGAAGAAAUUUACUCUCAAACGGCUGAUUCCUGAUGAGCUGGAGCGCUUCACCAGCAUGCGGACGAAGAAGGAGAAGGAGAAGUCGGGCACGAUGGGAAUCAGACACUCGUCAGCCGCCCAGUAUGAAGUUCCGUCCCAGAGCGUCUCGCUGAACGAGCUGUCAGACGAGUCUGUGCUGGAGCUGUUUGAGCAGAUGCUGGUGGAUAUGAAUCUGAAUGAGGAGAAGCAGCGGCCGCUGAGGCAGAAGGAUAUCGUCAUCAAGAGAGAGAUGGUGUCUCAGUACCUGCACACCUCCAAUGCUGGUAAGAGUCAGAAGGAGAGCUCGAAGUCAGCGCUGAUAUACAUCCAGGAGCUGAAGACCGAUCUGAGAGACACACAGUUACUGAGCUGCCUGGAGUCACUGCGUGUGUCAUUAAACAACAACCCCGUCAGUUGGGUCCAGACGUUUGGAGCCGAGGGUUUGGCUUUGCUUCUGACAUUCCUCAAGAAACUUCAAGACCAGAGAGAAGAACCUUUGAAUGCUGGGAUUGGUGUAAAAUGUCAACAUGAGAUCAUUCGAUGUCUCAAAGCGUUCAUGAACAACAAGCACGGUCUCAAAGCCAUGCUGACGUCAGAAGAAGGAAUCCCUCUCCUUGUCCGAUCCAUCAAUCCAAACGUCCCGCACAUGAUGGUGGAUGUAGUCAAACUGCUGUCUGCCAUCUGUAUCCUCGAGCAUCCAGGAAACACUCAUGAGCGAGUUCUGGAGUGCAUCACUGAGCAGGCUGAGGAGCAGGAGAUCGAGAGGUUCCAGCCGCUGCUGUCCGGCAUGCAUAAAAACUCCAUCACGCUCAAGGCCGGCUGUAUGCAGCUGAUCAACGCUCUCAUCAGUCGAGUGGAGGAGCUGGACUUCAGGAUCCACCUGAGAUCAGAGCUCAUGAGACUGGGACUCAAAGACCUGCUGAAGGAGGUGAGGUCGAUAGAGAACGAGGAGCUCAAGGUUCAGUUGCAGGUGUUUGAAGAACAAGCUGAUGAUGACUCUGAAGAUCUUCGCUCCCGGUUGGACGACGUUCGUCUUGAGAUGGAUGAUGUGACUGAAGUCUUCCAGAUCUUGAUGAACACGGUGAAGGACUCUAAAACUGAACCUCUCUUCCUGUCUCUGAUGCAGCACCUGCUACUGGUGCGAACCGACUACAUGGCCAGGCCUCAGUACUAUAAACUCAUCGAUGAGUGUACGGCUCAGAUCGUUCUGCACAGGAACGGCUGUGAUCCAGACUUCAAAUGCAGGAAGUUUGAUCUGGACGUGGGCCAUCUGAUAGAUAACAUGGUUGAUCAGACCAAAGUGGAAAUGAGUGAUGCUAAGGCCACGGAGCUGGAAAAGAAGCUGGACGCAGAGUUGACGGCCCGUCACGAGCUGCAGGUGGAGCUGAAGAAGAUGGAGUCCGAUUACGAGCAGAAGGUUCUGGAUCUGAGCACUGAGAAAGAGAAGCUGGGGAAAGAGAAGAAUGACCAGGAGAACGAGAACCAGGGCCUGCAGUCAGAAAUCAGCCAACUCAAAGAGAAGAUUGAGAAGCUCUCAGAAGAUCUCAAAGAAGCCAAAACAAAGGUCAUCACCGUACAUGUGCCUGUGGCUCCGCCCCCCAGCCAAUCAGCUUCCUCGGUGCCACCUCCACCUCGUCCUGCUGGAGCCUACCUUCCUCCUCCUCCCCCACCUCCUCCUCUACCAGGACAGACGGUGCCCCCACCGCCACCUGCUCCACCUCUGCCCGGAGCACCUGGCCUGCCUCCGCCCCCUCCACCACCUCCUUACCAGGUGCAGCUGAAGAGAGCCAACUGGAGCAAGAUCGCACCGGAGGAGCUGUCUGAAGGCAGUUUCUGGGUGAAGGCGAAAGAGGAGCGCUUUGAGAACAAGGAGCUGUUUGCCAAACUCACUCUGACCUUCUCCUCCCAGACCAAGACCUCUAAAGGUAAGAAGGAUCAAGAGGCAUCUGAGGAUAAGAAAAAUGCUCAGAAGAAGAAGGUGAAGGAGCUGAAGGUGCUCGACUCCAAAACAUCCCAGAAUCUCUCUAUAUUCUUGGGUUCAAACAGGAUGCCUUAUGAAGAGAUGAAGAAUGUCAUCCUGGAGGUCAACGAGAAAGUUCUCACUGAAAACAUGGUGCAGAGUUUGCUGAAGCUUCUGCCGGAGCAGGAACAACUGAACACAUUAUUAGAGAUGAAAGACGAGUAUGAGGAGCUGGCUGAGUCUGAACAGUUUGGAGUUGUGGUCAGUUCAGUGAAGCGUCUGAAGCCCCGUCUGACCUCCAUCCUCUUCAGACUUCAGUUUGAGGAGCAGGUGAAUAACGUCAAGCCGGACGUGGUGGCGGUGACGGCCGCCUGCGAGGAGCUUCGGAAGAGCGAGAGCUUCGCCAAAGUGCUGGAGAUGACGCUGCUGCUGGGAAACUUCAUGAACGCAGGAUCACGCAACGCCAAAGCUUUCGGCUUCAGCAUCAGUUACCUGUGCAAGUUGAGAGACACUAAAUCAGCCGAUCAGAAACAGACUCUACUGCACUUCCUGGCGGAAAUAUGUCAGGAGCAGUAUCCUGAGGUCAUGACCUUCUCAGAGGAGCUCAUCCACGUGGAGAAAGCCAGCAGAGUGUCAGCAGAGACGCUUCAGAAGAAUCUAGAUCAGAUGGGAAAGCAGAUUAAAAACCUGGAGAAAGACAUCGAGACGUUCCCCCCUCCGCAGAGCGACAGAGACAAAUUCGUAGAGAAAAUGACCAGUUUUGUAGCAACGGCUGGUGAGCAAUUUGAGAAGCUCAAGCUGAUGCAUGAGAACAUGGAGAAGCAGUAUGAGGAUUUGGGCAAGUACUUUGUCUUCGACCCCAAGAAAAUGAGUCCAGAAGAGUUCUUCGGUGACCUCAACAACUUCAGGAACAUGUUCCAGCAAGCGGUGAAAGAGAACCAGAAACGGAAAGAAGCAGAGGAGAAGAUUCGUCGAGCCAAACUGGCGCGAGAGAAAGCGGAAAAAGAGAAAGAGGAGAAACAGAAGAGAAUGAACGCUGGACAGAUUCCCAACAUCAAUGAUGAUGAUGAGACUGGUAUCAUGGAUGGAUUGUUGGAGGCGCUGCAGUCUGGAGCUGCUUUCAAAAGGAAGAGAGGACCACGACAAGCAGCCAACAAUCGGAGAGGAGCCGGUCAGGCCGUGACAAACAUUCUCGCCAAAGAGCUUCUUCAAGAGGUAGCCCCGCCCAGUGCCACGAAAAAGACCCGAUUGGAAGCGGAGGACAGGAAAGAGUCGUCUCCGGAAGACACGGGCUCGCUGGAGGACCUCUUAGACGAUGCUCCAUUACGCUCAAAUUAAGGACUUCCUCUACUGAUCCUGCCGGUUAAAAGGACCAAGUCUGCGAGGGCGGGGCUCUCGCUAAACCACACCCCUCGAGUAAGCCCACACGGCUUCCUAUUGGCCGUCAUACUGGAGGAGUGGCCUCAUCUCAUCACUGUCACAGUCAUUUUGUCAUUGUCUAGCAUUCUUUCUCUAAACACAAGAUUUCAUCUGUCCGUUAUCUCUGUUGUCUGCAUUUGCAAAGACUCCAAAGAUUUGUAUAUAGAUUCCAGAACAUUUUUGUUCCAUUCCAAAUUCAUCUGAACAUCCUGUUCUGGUUCCUUUUUAAAACAAACAUCUGUUUCUCUUUAACAUUUAGCUUUUUUGUUUUGCUCUUUGACUUUAAAACACAUCACAUGGCUGAAAGUUUGAAAUAAGUCACAUUAUUUCACAUUAAUGUCGAUCCCAUAAAUGUUCAAUUAGAGUGUACUUGAGGUGUUCUCAUUGAGGUUCUGUAGCCAUCACAAGGAGGUCUGGUACCUGUUCACAAAAUAAUUUCUCUCUUCCUGUGCUCUUCUGUUUCUGUCAUUUUAAGUGAAUGGUGUUGUUUGAAUCUCAAAAAUACUUGUAUUUUUCACUGGCUACAAUCAAUGAGCCUCAUUCAUUCCAGUCAUUCAUAAAACCAUUCUUGUAUAAAUCAUUGUAUGGAAUGAAAUGUGACAAUUUAUGUAAAAAUGGUUUCAGAUAGAACUGAUAAAACAUUAGUAAAAAAGUGCAUAAAUUGUUGCAUUGAAUUGAAUGCAAUAAUCUACUUCACAGUGGUUUUCAUGAACGGCAUUGGUCAGUUAUGCGUUUUCAUAAAUGUCCGUCGUGUUUUUGUGUUUGUGCUAUAGUUAUAUGGAUCUGCUGAUCCAAUCUGCUGAUACAUACAUCACACAAUUCUCAGUGGCGUUUCACCAUCGCAAGAUAAAUCAUUUUUCAUUUCCUGCCAGACAUUGAGUAAAACGUCACUGUGAACUGGGCAAAAGUAACAUUGACAGGUCCUUUGGCAUUUAUUUCUCUGAUAAACGGUUUGAUCAAGACAAAUCUGAGGGACUGUGGCAGAGCACUUCUAUCAUUGGUGCUGAAAUAUCUGCACAUAGACUUAUUAAACUUUAGUAUUUUUCAUUGCAGUCUUCAAAAGAUGGUGAGCAAAUGUCCCUGCCUUUAUGUCGACUGAUCACCAGCAGAUACUGUUUAACCUUUCGAGCGUUAAGAUUGCUCUUGAGUCGUAAACUAAGAUUGUGUCAGUGACACAGGGAAAUAUGACCUCAGAGUUUCAGCUUUGCAAUAUGACUUACCUGAAUGUUGAUGUUGGCUGAAAGUUUGAGGGUAGAGAUCACUGUUUAAAGCCAUAGCUCGGACUGCAUUUGUCAAGAAAUCCUGAGAACUUGUCUUCCGGAUGAAACUAUAUUAAAAUAUAUAUGCAUUUAUGUAAUGUGUGUAAAACGACGUCAAUGUUUUGGCAGUGGUCCGUUCUCUAAAUUCUGCCUAGAAACCAGUAAGUCCGAAAGAGCUUGAGAACAUCCUGCUUUUUUGUUUUUCUGGAGUUUUUGAAGCCAAAUUUCCGAUUUUUGACAUUUUUGUGGACUGCAGUUUUGGAGAACUGGGAGCCAACAGGUUCUGCUUCAAAGCCGAUUGAUCGUAUUGGUGGUUGUGCAAGUCAGUUUCACUUUAUUGAAAAAGCUGGAUAAAGAUCACUGGAAAAACAAAGAGACUGUGUGUUUUCUUUGUUUUGAUGUUUUUUUAAGAACACAGUUUUUCUUUGUCUUUUUAUUGUUGAUUGUUUUAUUGUAAUACUAUAGAGAUUGUAUUGGUGAGAUCCAUUUGGUCAAAUUGUGUAUAUUGCGUUUUGACUGUAGAGAUGUUUAUUCUGGUUGUCUCUAAUCCACACCAUUAAAAUAUCAUCUUUAAUACUUA
This is a messenger RNA of Sinocyclocheilus rhinocerous, 5792 nucleotides long. RefSeq names its product protein diaphanous homolog 1-like. The record is from RefSeq and is a predicted model, not a curated record. Gene Ontology annotation, biological process: actin cytoskeleton organization; actin filament polymerization. Gene Ontology annotation, cellular component: actin filament. Lineage: Eukaryota; Metazoa; Chordata; Actinopteri; Cypriniformes; Cyprinidae. Gene Ontology annotation, molecular function: actin binding; small GTPase binding.